AUGGCCCUGAGCCCCGAGUGUGCAAGUGAGAUCCCUGUGCUGGCUGUCACAGACAGUUCUGUGUCUGAACCACUUGAUGGCCCCAACGUGUCCUUCAAUGGCUCGUGGGCCAUCCCUACAGAACCCAGCUCUCUGGAGGACCUGGUGGCCACGGGUGCUAUCGGGGCGCUGCUGUCAGCCAUGGGCAUGGUGGGUGUGGUGGGCAAUGCCUACACGCUCGUGUUCAUGUGCCGCUGGCUGCGUGGCUCUGCCUCCAUGUACAUCUACGUGGUCAACCUGGCACUGGCCGAUCUGCUCUAUCUGCUCAGCAUUCCCUUCAUUGUGGCCACGUACAUCACCAAGAAGUGGCACUUUGGAGAUGUGGGCUGCCGGGUCCUCUUCAGCUUGGAUUUCCUAACCAUGCAUGCCAGCAUCUUCACGCUGACCGUCAUGAGCAGCGAGCGCUACGCAGCAGUACUGAGGCCGCUGGACACGGUGCAACGCUCCAAGGGCUACCGCAAGCUCCUGGUGCUGGGCACCUGGCUGCUGGCACUGCUGCUGACACUGCCUAUGAUGCUGGCCGUCCGGCUGGUCCACCGGGGCCCCAAGAGCCUCUGCCUGCCGGCCUGGGGCCAGCAUGCCCACCGCGCAUACCUGACGCUGCUCUUUGGGACCAGCAUCGUGGGGCCCGGCCUGGCCAUUGGGCUGCUCUAUGUGCGCCUGGCCCGGGCCUACUGGCGGUCGCAGCAGGCCUGCUUCAAGCAGACACGGCGGCUGCCCAACCCACGGGUGCUCUACCUUAUCCUCAGCAUUGUGCUGCUCUUCUGGGCCUGCUUCCUGCCCUUCUGGCUAUGGCAGCUGCUGGCCCAGUACCGUGAGGCCCUGCCACUCACGCCCCGGAUGGCACGCAUUGUCAACUACCUGACCACCUGCCUCACCUAUGGCAACAGCUGCGUCAACCCCUUCCUCUACACACUGCUCACCAAAAACUACCGUGAGCACCUACGCGGCCACCUGCGAUCGGUGGGCAGCAGUAGCCCUGGACCUGCAGGCGUCCACAGCUCCCGGCAGUGCCCAGUCCGCUUCCAAUGUGGCUUAGGUCACUCCCUGUCCUCCUGUAGCCAGCAGGCCACUGAGACCAUCACGCUGUCCCUGGUGGUCUCUGGGGGGCCUGCAUCAGAGGGCCCCAGGGCCCCAGUGUGA
This is a messenger RNA of Otolemur garnettii (small-eared galago), 1182 nucleotides long. It is a transcript of the gene UTS2R, whose product is annotated as urotensin 2 receptor. The record is from RefSeq and is a predicted model, not a curated record. Bases 1 to 1182 code for a protein of 393 amino acids. The transcript has a single exon. Gene Ontology annotation, biological process: neuropeptide signaling pathway; blood vessel diameter maintenance; regulation of blood pressure. NCBI's taxonomy places the organism in Eukaryota, Metazoa, Chordata, Mammalia, Primates, Galagidae. Gene Ontology annotation, cellular component: membrane. Gene Ontology annotation, molecular function: urotensin II receptor activity.